Porites evermanni is the source of this 550-nucleotide messenger RNA. Lineage: Eukaryota; Metazoa; Cnidaria; Anthozoa; Scleractinia; Poritidae. The record is from the annotation of a GenBank genome assembly.
GAAUGGAUCAACCCCCUUUUGACGUGGAAUGCAUCUGAUUUCGGUGGUAUCGACGAGAUCAAUGUAGACGCUUCCAAAGUGUGGGUUCCAGAUAUCGUGCUUUAUAACAGGUAUUGCUUUGAAAUUUACCAUAUCCAGUCCAAGAGGGAUAAAAAAACGUCCCUGUUACUGAAUACGUUGUAUCUGAUUAACAUACUUUUCAACUGGGGGCCGGGUAAAGUAUCUUGCAGUUUAAGGAUGUGUCAACGGCCCGUCUUUGUAAAGCACUCCCUCUACGGUUUAUUAAAAGUACUUCUUGACCAUAUAAAAAGAAUUUUUAAUGUUUGGUUACCUUAAAGUCAAUUUAGGUACUUGAACUCACUUUACUUACUAAGACUAAUUUUUAAGUCUGGUAAUUGCUUUUCAAUUUCUUUGCAACUUAAGUGCGGAAUUUACAUUUCCUGGAGGGACACACAAGUACAAAACAGACGUUGUCAUCUAUUCAAAUGGACGAACGAUAUGGUUAGCUCCGGCCAUGUUUGUGACAGUCUGCCGAUUGGACGUCAGGUAA